CCUGGAACAGGAACAGAGUUUCCACAAAUGGGGUUUUCCUACAUGCCUGUUUUCCUCAAAAUGAGUGUUAGUAUCGCCUUCUUAAGACCUUUUGCCAGAUUUUUGGUGCCAUUUACCCUUCAAAGGAAGAGAAGGGUUUUAUAUUCAACAAUUCUGCAGAGAUACAUGUCUUCCAAAAUACCUGCUGUGUCCUUUCCUAAUAAGGAGAGUACAUCACCUCCUGAACAGCUGGAAUUGGAUGGGUGGAAAGUUACAAUGAAAUCUAGUGUGCAAGAUGUUUCAACAGGCUCAAGUUGCAAGGAUGAAGAUCCUCUAGCUGCCACCAGGGAGUUAAUUGAGAUGUGGAGAUUGCUUGGCAGAGAAGUACCAGAACAUGUCAAUGAAGAAGAGCUCAAAACCCUGAUGGAAUGUGUUUCUAAAUCAUCAAAAAAAAAAUACUUAAAAUAUUUAUAUGUUAAGGAAAAAAUGAAAAAAGCUAAGCAAAUAAAAAAGGAAAUGAAAGCAGCAGCAAAGGAAAAAGCCAGAAAAGACCAGCUGCCAGAAACCACUAAGGAAGAUAAACAGCAAAACUUUCUAUUUCUACGACUUUGGGAUAGGAAUAUGGAAAUUGCAAUGGGCUGGAAGGGUGCCCAGGCCAUGCAGUUUGGACAACCUUUGGUUUUUGACAUGGAUUAUGAUGAUUAUAUGAAACCAAAAGAACUGCAGAAUACUGUUUCCCAACUUUUAGAAAGUGAAGGAUGGAACAGAAGAAAUGUUGAUCCUUUCCAUCUUUAUUUCUGCAAUCUUAAAAUGGAUGGUGCUUAUCACCGAGAGUUAGUUAAACGUUAUGGAGAAAAAUGGAACAAAUUGCUUUUAACAGCAACAGAAAAGUCUCACGUAGAUUUAUUUCCAAAGGACAGUAUUAUAUAUUUAACUGCAGAUUCUCCCAAUGUUAUGACUACUUUCAAGCAUGACAAAAUUUAUGUAGUGGGAUCUUUUGUUGAUAAGGAUAUGCAGUCAGGCACAUCCCUAGCCAAGGCAAAACGGCUGAAGCUGGCAACAGAAUGCCUUCCAUUAGAUAAAUAUUUACAGUGGGACACUGGUACCAAAAAUCUCACCUUAGAUCAAAUGAUGCGUAUUUUGUUAUGUCUGAAAAACACUGGUAGUUGGGAAGAGGCUCUGAAGUUUGUUCCUAGGAGAAAACAUACUGGUUUUCUGGAGAUUUCUCAGCAUUCUCAAGAGAUUGUGAACAGAUUAAAGAAGUCAAAGACUUUUAAUUCAUUUCCAAAAGGCUCUCUAAAUAUACGCACAUAGAAAAGGUGACUUGAAUGAGAAUAUUUGAUAGCUUUAAAAGUAAAUGGAUUAGAAAUACAGUUCUGUUAGUCUAUUUCUUCCUGAAUGGAAUUCACUUGCUCUUUCUUUUAAAGGUUGUCUUUCUAAACUAACUGAAGUAUUGUGUCUUUCCCCAAUUAAUUAAAUAUCUGCAAACUUUGAAAAUACAUUUUGUUUACUAUAAAAAGAAACAAUAAUCUUAGUAAAAAGAGUUAUCCAAGCUUGAUGAGUCCAGUAAAACAGCUGUACCA
Molecule: messenger RNA, 1562 nt
Organism: Ceratotherium simum simum (southern white rhinoceros)
Lineage: Eukaryota; Metazoa; Chordata; Mammalia; Perissodactyla; Rhinocerotidae
Source: RefSeq, a predicted model, not a curated record